CACAGCGGGGGACGAAACCGGCAGCUGCACAAAUUUCGGAAGUUAGCUGAUGUAAACGUUCUGUAAAUUACACGUGAAUAAUUUGGUCGGCUAAGGGAUGAAAACAAACGUAACCGCGGAAAGAAAAGGAUACCGGAUUUGACAGAUUUAAGACAAUUAAAUAUCCCUUGAUAUGGACCCUCUAUCAUGAAUCGAUGGUCGCUGGGCACGUCUCUCUCAGGUCGACUUGAAAAAUGAAUGCCUUCUGGCCUCAAAGGCCUUGAUAUGAAAGUUCUGUCCAUGCAGAUGCUCCGCUGGCUUUGUCUGCUCACCCUGAGCCUUCCUCUGUUGUUUUGGGUUGGACAUGUGAUCACAAGGGACGGUCCACCACCUCCUGCGCGCAGGAAAGGACUCAGGGGCUACACGAGAAUCAGUCCCGGCAGGAUGGGCCAGAUAUUGGACAUGAACUGUAGUCAGUGUGCUUUGGUCUCCAGCUCCGGUCAGAUGCUCGGAGCAGGUGCUGGAAAGGAGAUAGACAAAACUGAUUGUGUGAUCCGGAUGAAUAAUGCUCCCACAGAGGGGUUUGAGAAGGACGUUGGGAGCCGCACAAGUGUUCGAGUUGUGUCUCACACCAGCGUUCCCCUGUUGGUAAAAAAUGAGCAGGAUUAUUUCCAGCAGUCGGCAGACACCACAUAUGUGUUCUGGGGUCCUGAAAGAAACAUGAGGCAAGAUGGCAAAGGACACAUUUUCAACGCCCUCCUGAAAAUGGCAAAAAAGUAUUCAAAUGUCCGAAUGUAUGCUGUGACAAAAGACAAGAUUGAGUACUGUGACGGAGUGUUUCAGAACGAAACUGGGAAAAACAGAAUGAAAACUGGGGCGUUUCUCAGCACUGGAUUCUUCACAAUGAUUCUGGCCAUAGAAAUGUGUGACAGCAUCCAUGUUUAUGGAAUGAUUGAUGAUAGCUACUGCAGCCGAGCCAAUCACAGUGUUGUUCCCUACCAUUAUUAUGAACAAAACAGAAUCAAUGAGUGCAAGAUGUACAAGGUCCACGAGCACAGCCAACGCGGAGGCCAUCGCUUCAUCACUGAGAAAGCCAUCUAUGCCAAAUGGGCAACACACCACAGGAUUGAGUUCAAACACCCCACUUGGAGCUGAACAUUUCUCUGACGUAUAAACAUAGAUUGGAAUGACUACAGGUCAUUAAAAUACAAGACUGUAAAUUAAAACCAGUCAAUACCAUAGCUGCUUUUAGCUUCUUUAUAACUGUGCCUUCACUUUUGCUCUUAUUCUGUAGUGUUUUACUUUAUGCUUCAAUCUGUAAUGUAAAGCUGCAGUAUGUACAUUUCCUGUGAGACAGAAAAUACAUUAUAAUUAUAUACAUAGACUGUAUAUAAAAGAUAUACGUAGCUUAAAAGCCACUGUCCCUUAAACCUGCUUCAAUUCAAAUGGCCAGCAGGGGGCAACUCAUCUGAUUUUUAAAGAAAACAGCCCCUCUACUCCCGUCCCUGUCACCUCAAACACAUUCCUAAUAAGUCUGUGGUCUCAGUUGCCAGUUUCAAGUCUUACUGAAUACAACGUGAUGUUCCUUUUAUGAAUUGUAUUCCCUGCUUAGAGUCAAAAUGAACAGUGAUCGGGGUAUUCUUUACCUUUUGGUUGACAAGUCACUGCUAUUUGAGCAUACACUGUCCCUCAACUUCUCAUUCAGAACCCCCCACCCGGAACAUUUGUGAGGUCAGACACUGAUGUUGGAUGAGAAAGCCUGGCUCACAGUCGCCGCUCUAAUUCAUCCCAGAGGUGUUCUGUCGGGUUGAGGUUAGGACUCUGUGCAGGCCAGUCAAGU
Messenger RNA from Archocentrus centrarchus (flier cichlid), 1819 nucleotides. Its product is annotated as alpha-N-acetylgalactosaminide alpha-2,6-sialyltransferase 3-like. NCBI's taxonomy places the organism in Eukaryota, Metazoa, Chordata, Actinopteri, Cichliformes, Cichlidae. Gene Ontology annotation, biological process: oligosaccharide metabolic process; ganglioside biosynthetic process. Gene Ontology annotation, molecular function: alpha-N-acetylgalactosaminide alpha-2,6-sialyltransferase activity. The record is from RefSeq and is a predicted model, not a curated record. The transcript has 5 exons. The coding region runs from base 238 to 1134 and encodes 298 amino acids.